This is a messenger RNA of Neltuma alba, 1722 nucleotides long. RefSeq lists its product as uncharacterized. Bases 1 to 1722 code for a protein of 573 amino acids. NCBI's taxonomy places the organism in Eukaryota, Viridiplantae, Streptophyta, Magnoliopsida, Fabales, Fabaceae. The transcript is spliced from 9 exons. Gene Ontology annotation, biological process: proteolysis; protein desumoylation. Gene Ontology annotation, cellular component: nucleus. Gene Ontology annotation, molecular function: deSUMOylase activity. The record is from RefSeq and is a predicted model, not a curated record.
AUGGAUAUGAUCGCUUCUAGUGGAAGAGUAAGUGAGCGACUGAUAAAGGUGGUGGCUGCAACAAAGGAUUCAUUUGUGGAAUAUGAUUGGGCUACGUUUGUGGUGCAAGAGCUGUCGAAGGAGAUGGAAGAUUAUUUGAGGGUUGUGAGGAAGCAGGAUGGCAGCUGCAAUGUUGGUGGAUGCAUAUACCUGUUACUGCUAUAUUUGCUUGAGUAUUUUCCUAUAACUGAAAGUGCAAAGCAUGACCACACUGAGGCCAUAUCAUUCUGGACGGAUAAGAGGGUCAACGAAAUGAGUAAUAAAGAAAGAAAGAGCCGUAUUGGACUUCUCUAUUCAGAAGGGCGUGCUGGAGUGCCUGAUAAUAAGGGAGGAAGCGAAUCUGUACCUUAUCUAGACCCGGAGUUGAAGGAUUUGCGUGAGAGGUUGGUGGGGAUGAUUAGAGAAAAUAGCAACAAACUUGUGGCUAUUGUUGACAAUGAGCUGAUGAAGGUACAGCUGGAAAGGGAGUACAGGCCGAAAUCUAACAAUAAAAGGCAUGUACGGCCCUAUGAGGAAGAACAACUUGAAGGUGAAGCUGAUGGAGAAGAUGAUGGCGAGAAGGACAAGGAUGGUGAUGCAGAAGAUGAUGGUGAGAAGGACAGGGAUGGUGAUGGAGAAAAUGAAGAUUCUGAGCAUGAUAUUGAGGAGGAAGAAGGUGAAGAGGAAGAUAUUGAACAAGUAUCAUUGCAAUUAUCUCCUAUCACCAUCAUUCACCCAGAUGCUGAAGGAGGAGCAUCGGAUGAAGAGGAAGUACUGGACAAGGCAGAACAAGUAAGAAGAUCGAAAAGGCCGAUGAAGCCCGCCCCAAAACUACAGUCUCCCUGGGUUGUGCCAAAGGUUGUGAAGAGAACAAACCGGAAGAUGGAUGACAAGGAAAAAUUUUUCAUCACUGUCUCCAAAAUGUGCAGUUCAGCUGAUGGUGACAAGAGGUUGGUUGAGUUGUAUGACUUCCAUGUAACUCGUGAUGAUCUAAGGUCAUUGGGUGGAAUGCAUAGAGUUAGUAACCAUGUCAUGUCAAUGGUGUGCCACAUGCUGAUGGGAGAAAUAAAAGAGGGGGGUGGACAAGUUAGACGACACAUAUUUGAUGCCUACUUUAUGUCCAAACUUUGUAGUCCAGGGUGGAGUGUUGCAGUGAGCAAGAAGGAACUACAAGAGGAACAUGUUGGUUACAACAUUGGGGAUUGUGACUUGAUUUUGGGACCAGCACUUGUAGACCAACACUGGUUCUGCUUUGUGCUGGAGCCGAAGGUCAUGAACUUCUACGUGCUGGAUUCACUGAACGUAUAUGUUAGUGGGCAGCCAAAGAAAAAGAACAAGCAGAAGGGAACAAUUGUUGACGAUAUGGAAAAGUUCCACAACAUUUGUCGGGACCGGUUUCACGAUAUUAUAGAAUUGGUUCAGCCAAAGUUGAUUGGGAAGAAGCCAAAGCCUGAUAUAAUUUAUCCUGAUGUUGCAAAACAAAACAACAUCAAGGACUGUGGAGUCUAUGUUAUGCUAUGGUUAAAAUCGUGGCAUCCACAGGCAGCGCUUAAUUAUACUCCUGAUCAAGUGGCUCAAUUUAGGCGUGAUCUAAUGUGGUGGAUGGUUAAUCAUCCUAACAAUGCAUGUCGUGAUGCUGCCUUAACACUAUUGGAGGAACAAGAAGAUACUAGAAAAAGCAAACGACAGCGAUCAACUCAAUAG